Penaeus chinensis is the source of this 2614-nucleotide messenger RNA. RefSeq lists its product as uncharacterized. Bases 1 to 2325 code for a protein of 774 amino acids. The record is from RefSeq and is a predicted model, not a curated record. NCBI's taxonomy places the organism in Eukaryota, Metazoa, Arthropoda, Malacostraca, Decapoda, Penaeidae. The transcript has 14 exons.
AUGAGAAGCUCUGAACUAAAAGCAAAGUCCCAAGACGUUAAACGGCCCUUUCCUUCUGCAGGAGUGGUGUACAAGGCGGUGGCCGAGGACGAGGACCUGGGGCUGACGUGCCCGCUGGGGCCGGGGCUCAACACGCGCUGCCCUUGCGCCGCCGUGCACUACGUCAUCCUCGAGAGCGAGAACAAGGACAACAACAUCUUCGAGAUCCACGACUCCUCCGGCCAGAUGUUCCUGAAGGAGGGCGCGCAGCCCCGCCCGGGAGGACAGUACCAGGUGGAGAUCGUGGCGGCCAACGCGAACGAGAGCCACGACAGCCUGCACGUCCUGCAGAUGGACGUGCAGACCCUGACGGUGGUUGUCCGCAGCGACGACAAGCUCGAGGCCCUCCUGGAGAGCAAGGACCCGUUCGAGGCCGCGCCGCUCGGCACCAACGUCGACGGGAAAGCAAGAGAGUAUGAGCUGGACUACGGAGAAGGAACUGGGAGAGAAGACAAAGAAACGUGGAGGAACGAAGUAGAAGAAGGAACAGAAGCAAGAGCCGAAGGAUACGGGGGAUUCGAGGAGCCUCUGGAACAUGAACGCGAGGGCAGGGAUUCGCUGGAGCCGCAGACUCUGGUCAGGAGGAAGCGAGAGACCCCGGCCGACGACGGCGAUACGGGCGCCUCCGACCUCACGUUGAUCGAGAGGAACCCUCCAGGCGGCGACAUGAAGCCCGGCAUGAGCAUCGACUACGAGUUGGUGGUCGUCCUUCCCAGGCUCACCACGGCCAUCGAUCUGGUGAUCGAACUGUUCGUCAUGGACGCCGUGUCGGGCGUGACGCCCUUCGCGCUCUGCGACCCACGCAUCGACUCCAUCGGCAACAUGAUCCAGGACGAGACCGGUGCCGCCAUCGCGCCCGCCGACGUCACCAUCGACAAGACCAUCAACCAGGAGUUCGGCACCUUCUAUGACCACGCCGUGCUCAACUUCGGCAAAGUGAAGAACAUGGACACGUUCAACGCAGCGGCGACGGACAAGGAGCCGAGCACCAUCCGCGUCCUGUUCACGGCCAUCCUCAUCAAGAACACGGCUUACACCAACGAUACCGUCAUCGUCACCGCCGGCGCCGAGUACGACUCGGAGCGCUACGUGUGGGUCAGCCAGGCCACGCACAGCUACAUCAUGAACCCGCCUGAGACCUACAGCGACACCGUGUCCAUGUCGGGCCCGACGGAGAUCGCACAGUGGGCUGGCGGCACUUUCAGCAUCGACUCCAUCAUCACGACGCCCUUCGACACGUUCACCGUCGAGGUCUACUCGCCCAACGACAUUCACGACAAGUUCAGCGUGACGCAGGUGUUCCUGCGGGGCAAGGGUAGUGACUGGGCCUGCACGCUGCCGGAGUUCGACAAGACCACCUACUUCGAGAGCAUCACGGGCCUCACCAACCACCGCGCCACCUUCGAGACGAACCUCCUGCUCAUGAACCUCAGCUACGCCGACCUGGCCACCGAGGGCGCCAACGCGGCCGAGAACGAACUCAACUUCGGCUUCACUAUCUUCGUGCACGACGCCGAGGCCACGGAGACCUUCGAGGUGGGCGUGGGCGUCCUGAUCGGCACGACCAAGGUCUGGACGAACAACCACACGGUUACCGUCCUGGCGGGGAGCAGCACACCCGCGGGGGCGGCGCCGUCGAGCUUGACCGUGACGCCGCUGGUGACGGACGCGCAGUCGGGCGGGGCGGGCACGUUCGAGGUGCGCACCACCGUGCCCUCCGGAGGACUCCUCAUGGACUGCACCGUCACGGCGGGGGCGGGAGACACGGUGUGCGGCAUCUCGUACGGCGCCGUGGGCGGCAACAUCGCCUACCUGCCCAAGCUCGAGGACGUGGUUGUGUACCUGGGCGCGACAGCGACCUUUUCCUUCUACGUGAACACUACCGGAUCGGUCGUGGGUACUGACGACCUGGUGCUGGAGGUGUCGUUCGCGUACGCCGCGGCGCCGCAGGACGGCUCCAUCGACUGCUCGGGCGUCACGGGGACACUUGGCGGCCUCGCCACCGCGACUCCCGGCACGCAGGACAUGACUGGGACGGCAGCGCCGGUGCCCAAUGACCUGACCUGGUAUGAGGGCGGGCAGGCCGGCCUCGAGCUCAAGCUGACCUUUCCGGCCGGCGGCGUGCCCUACCAGACCCUGCUCCUGGAGGCGGCCGGCGACCUGGACGUGACGGGCUGGGGCGCCAGGAUCUGCCGCGCCGAGGUCGUGUCCGCGGGCGCCGGGUUGCCCUGCAUCCAGGGCAGCAGGGGGGUCAUCAACGAUGGAUUUCUGCUGCAGAAAGCGUGAGCGGAGGGUCCGGUUGAGUGGUUGGCUGCCUGGCCGUGGGCUUUGGGGCACGUGGGCGGCUGCAGAGGGAGACGGGGCCACGGCAGAGAUCCGUCAGUUAUUUCGGUUAUGACGCCCCGACCGUAAUGCCUAUUGCCCUGUGCCUCUUAACUUUACGUGUUCUAUUUUCAGUAAAAUCAGAGAAAAAAGCAAGGCUGCUUGCCCCCCACCCCCGCCUCCCUCUGCCAGCUGCACGCAAGCACCUUUAUGAAGGCCUUUCCCCUCCUUGUUUCCUUCUCAGAACCCGCAA